Messenger RNA from Myxocyprinus asiaticus (Chinese sucker), 7015 nucleotides. Its product is annotated as membrane-associated guanylate kinase, WW and PDZ domain-containing protein 1-like. NCBI's taxonomy places the organism in Eukaryota, Metazoa, Chordata, Actinopteri, Cypriniformes, Catostomidae. Gene Ontology annotation, biological process: signal transduction. The coding region runs from base 1 to 4338 and encodes 1445 amino acids. Gene Ontology annotation, cellular component: cytoplasm. The record is from RefSeq and is a predicted model, not a curated record. Gene Ontology annotation, molecular function: protein binding. The transcript has 23 exons.
AUGGCGCUGAUCACAGCGGAGUUUGUCUUUCGGAGAAAUACCAACAAAACUACGUCUGGUACGACCCGUCCUCCUCGUGACGGUGAGCUUCACGGUGUGGAUUACAGCUUCCUGUCUGUGGAGGAUUUCCUGAAGUUGGAACGGAGUGAGGGGUUGUUAGAGACAGGAACAUAUGAAGGUAACUAUUAUGGGCCGCCCCAGCUGCCCAACGAGUCUCUCAGUAGGACAGUGAUUCCCCAUGAUGCGUUGCGACACAGUUUCACUGGUUCCCAGAAUUCCUCGUCCAAGCGCAGCUUGUCUUACAGUCGCAUGCACCAUGCAGGAGUAGCGCAUACACAGCUGCAGGAGGAUGCACACACCACCGCAGGCAUGAACAACACGUUUACAGGAGACUCGAGCUGUCCGGAGGUGCAUGGCGUGGUGCGAGAGAAUGCCCCCACCUAUGUGCUGAACAACGUGGCGGCGCCCCCAACAGCCACCUCCAAACACCCCCCCACGCUGCCGCCGGACAAGGACCCGCUCGGACCGCUGCCGGACAACUGGGAGAUGGCCUUCACUGAGAAUGGAGAGAUCUACUUCAUAGACCACAACACAAAGACGACGUCAUGGAUGGACCCUAGGUGUCAGGACAAACAGCCGAAACCACUGGAGGAGUGUGAGGAUGAUGAGGGUGUACACACAGAAGAACUUGACAACGAUCUCGAACUGCCCCAUGGCUGGGAGAAGAUCGAUGAUCCAGUGUAUGGAGUUUAUUAUGUUGAUCAUAUAAACCGUAAGACUCAGUAUGAGAACCCAGUUCUAGAAGCCCGGCAUAAGAAGCAGCUGGACACACAGCAGUCACCUGAAGGCGGACGAUACAUCAGAGAAUGGAUAGAGGAGCACUCUUCUGCUGGAGCAGCCAUCAGCUCUUACAUUCCCACUCACCUUGAGACAUACAGAGACCCUCAGAGCAACCAAUUGGCUCCACUGGCCCCGGGCCCCAAACGAGGAAAGCCGUUCUUCACACGUAACCCAGCUGAGCUAAAGGGGACGUUCAUAAGCACUAAGCUGCUAAAGAGCAGGCGUGGUUUUGGUUUUACUGUAGUAGGAGGAGAUGAACCGGAUGAGUUCUUACAGAUCAAGAGUCUGGUGCUGGACGGACCUGCCGCAGUCGAUGGGAAGAUGGAAACAGGUGAUGUCAUCGUGAGUGUGAAUGACACAAUCGUGCUGGGAUACACUCACGCUCAGGUGGUGAAGAUAUUUCAGUUUAUCCCGAUCGGCUCCAUGGUCCAGCUGGAGCUGUGCCGCGGCUACCCGCUGCCCUUUGACCCUGAUGACCCCAACACCAGUCUGGUCACCUCUGUGGCCAUCCUCGACAAAGAGCCCAUCAUAGUGAACGGUCAAGAGGGGUUUGAGCCCAUCCCUGGCCUGCCUGUUCAGAUGGCAACCGGUGCUUCAACUGUUGGCUUGGCACCCAGCCACGAGCCCGCCGCGGACACCACACUGUUAGUGUCGGGCGACGGCUGUCUCGGUUACAGCAAUGAUGUCGUGACUCUAGCGUCGUCCAUAGCGACACAGCCCGAGCUGAUUACAGUUCACAUCGAGAAGGGCGAUAAAGGCUUCGGCUUCACCAUCGCUGACAGUCUGAGUGGUGGCGGCCAAAAGGUCAAGCAGAUUGUGGAUUACCCGCGAUGCCGAGGGCUGAAGGAGGGAGAUAUCCUGAUGGAGGUGAACAAGAGUAGCGUUCAGGGCAUGAGCCACAACCAGGUGGUGGAUUUCCUCAGCAAAUGCCCACAAGGAGGUGAAGUCACUAUGCUGGUGCAGAGAGGCGAACACACUUCUGGGUUCUUCAGAGCAGCAGCUGUUAAUGGUGGAUAUGGAGUCCUGCAGCCCAAGAGAAGCCCUAAAGUGCUGCAGUUGGAGAGGAAGGACAGUCAGAGCAGCUCUCAGCACAGUGUGUGCAGUCACCGCAGCACACACACAGACUCGCCUGCUCGUCCAGUUCCUGUCGUGCCCAGCGACACGCUGGUGGCCCCCCCACCUGUACCGCCACCUCCCAACCAGCCUCUGCCCGUGCUGCCACCCUUUGACCCUCCAGCGGCCAAUGGGACGCUCCAGAAGAAACCGGACCCCUUCAAGAUCUGGGCUCAGUCCAGGAGCAUGUACGAGAGCCGCAUGCCGGAUUCUCAAGAGCAGGACAUUUUCCUGUGGAGGAAAGACACUGGCUUUGGUUUUAGGAUCCUGGGAGGAAAUGAACCUGGAGAACCAAUCUACAUCGGGCACAUAGUGAAGUAUGGGGCGGCGGAUGAGGACGGGCGUCUGCGGUCUGGAGACGAGCUCAUUUGUGUUGAUGGCACAACUGUGGUGGGCAAGUCUCAUCAACUGGUGGUUCAACUCAUGCAGCAAGCAGCUAAACAGGGCCAUGUCAACCUCACUGUGCGACGCAAGACUAGUUAUGGUGGUAAACACACAUCUUAUAAGGGGGAGGUUGAUGUCCCCCCAUCUCCUGCGUCGUCUCAUCACAGCAGCACACAGGCGCCGUCGCUCACGGAGGAGAAACGGACACCGCAGGGCAGCCAGAACUCGCUCAACACUGUCAGCUCUGGGUCGGGCAGCACCAGUGGGAUUGGCAGUGGAGGCGGGGGUGGCAGCGGGAGCACUGUGGUUGCCAUGGCACCAGCCGCCCUACAGCCCUAUGAUGUUGAGAUCCAACGUGGUGAGAACGAAGGUUUCGGCUUCGUCAUUGUGUCGUCCGUGUCGCGGCCUGACUCUGGAACUACAUUUGCUGGAAACUCGUGUGUGGCCAUGCCUCAUAAAAUAGGUCGCAUCAUCGAGGGCAGUCCCGCGGACCGCUGUGGAAAGCUGAAGGUGGGUGAUCGGAUCCUGGCUGUCAACUGCUGCUCCAUCACCAACAAAUCUCACUCUGACAUCGUCAACCUGAUCAAAGAGGCCGGCAACACUGUCACGCUGCGAAUCAUACCCGGGGAUGAGUCGUCAAACGCCUCACUAUUGACCAAUGCUGAGAAGAUCGCCACCAUCACCACCACACACACACCACAGAGCAGCACAGAGCCCAGGAACAACAAACCUAAACAAAUCCAACCAGCAACAUUCAAUCAGGAAGCAGAGUUUUACUCUGUGGAUCUGGAAAGAGACAGUAAAGGUUUCGGCUUCAGUCUGAGAGGAGGGAAGGAGUACAACAUGGAUCUUUAUGUGCUCAGAUUGGCUGAGGAUGGAGCCGCCACCAGAAACGGCAAGAUGAGGGUUGGUGAUGAAAUUUUGGAGAUCAAUGGUGAGAGCACAAAAAAUAUGAAGCAUUCUCGCGCCAUCGAGCUGAUCAAGAACGGAGGCAGACAAGCUCGUCUGGUGCUGAAGAGAGGAGAUGGAUCUGUCCCAGAGUAUGACAGGUCCAAUGACAGCUACCCUCCCUCACCCGGGCCACAAAAUUAUUCGGAAGUGAGAACCCAACUGAGUGGCCUGUUUCAUCGUCCAUCCGAGUCCAACUAUACAUCAGAAUUUCACACUCCACCCCAAACCACAGAGCACCAACGGAAAGGCAGAGAGCCUGAGCGAGCAAGAAACCGAGGCAAGGAUGACAACACAGACCUUUACUCCAGCGCUCAACUUCACACCUGGAACAAUAAUCCCAGACCCUCCCCUUCCCCCGACAGCAAAAACAACUCCCAUCGCAAGGUCAAGAAGUCUGAGUCUGAGAGUGGCAUCGCUAAGCUCUUCAAAACAUUGAGGAAGGAGGGUGGAUUUGGGAGGAAAGCGUCCAGUCAGGAUCUAGCGGGGCGAGGCAUCAAACUUGCCGAGACGCGAAGCAGCACUGGAUCUCAAGUGCGCAGCGGAUCCUUGGAUCGCUCCACCACCCGUAAGCGCAACACCUCUCCAGAACGCCGCAGGGCCAAGUCCAUGGACCGCCGGACACAGCGGUCAUAUAAAGAUCAGUCACCGGAACGAAGCUCGCAAGCCUCUUCCCAGGACUUGCUUUGGCAAACGUCCACUCCAGAAAGGCACUUCCAAACUCAACAGGUCCCCCAAACGCCCAGCAAGAGCUUCAGGAAAGAGGGUUACUUUACGUCCACUCCCGAGAGAUCCCUCAAACCCCAGGCACUCGUUCUCGGAUGCACGCCCGAGCACAGUUUAAAAAACAGGAACCUCUUGCACGACAGCUCUCCUUCCGGUCAGGCCAAAAGACCAGGUUAUUUCGCCAAUGGAAGCUCGGAAAGACAAUUCCACAGGAAAUCAGAGAGCAGCAGUGAUGGAAGUUACCUGGAAGAGGGUGCAACUCCACAAUUUAGGGAUUAUUACAAUGCAUUGAAACCCAGCAGUGCAAACGGGAUCUAUUUGGGCUGAGGCCUUACCCAGAACCCUCAGUCUAAGAGACGGAUUUACAAAGAGAACCAUGCGGACCUCAGCAUCUGAGCACUCCACAGGGAUGAGCUUCACCAUAGCUGAACAACCCUCUUUCUAGUUUCCAUUUGUUCCUUUGUUUUUAUGUUGUCACGAGUGAGAUCCGUGUUUUGUUGAAGAAGCUUUUUUUGUUGAAGGCUAUUUCGUUUUGUUCCCCAGUUUUACAUUCCUCAAAUGCGCCAGAACUACUUUGUGUCUCCUAUUCAAAUUAUUGACGAGCAGAGCACAAGCAUUCAUCGUUUGUAUCUUUGUACAUUUUAUGGACAAAUUUAUGUGUUGCAAAAUCUGAACUCAAACUGCGAUGCUACUGUUUAAUGAAGUAAUAUAUUUAAGCUGUAUAUUUAUUUUGAAAAAUUUAAACAUAACUUGAUGGGAUGUUCAGAUGAAAACUUAUCAUUUGUUCUUAGUCUACUGUACGAUAUCUGACUGCAUUUGUCUUCACACUGCACUGGACUACGGCACGGGGCCGGGCAACAGCAAAAAUGACAAAGUGGGAGGAUAAUACCUUUGUGGCACAAAUACGUUUUAUUUUGCAGGUUUGCUAUAUUAGAAUUUAGACUUGUGCACAGCUGAGAGAACUUGACCCAACUUUAGCAUUAAUGCCAGUUAUAAUGUAGGAUUAGCUAAACAAACAUCUGAUCAUUAAUAGAGCCAGGUAAAAAUAUCAAUCUUCAUUUGAAUUAUUGAAAGAUUCUUACAAUCCAGUGAUCAGUCUUUAAGAAAUUGCCAUUUUUAGUGGAUGCGUAAAAAGUUUAGAUUAUUUGUAGCAUGAUUCAGUGGCGGAUCCUGACACACCAACCCUCACGCACUAGUAUAUUUUUUAGGCCCAAAAAUAUACUUAACACUAGUACGUGAAUGCUAGCACUUCUAGCUACGCAAGAUCAAUUUCAUGCAUUAUUGCAUUUUGAUGUGUCAGAUAUAACACAAAGCAAGUAUAUAUUGCAUUCUCAGCAUGCCACUGUCUUAAGGGGCACUAUAGUGGAAACUAUCUUCUUCUGUGGUCAGUUUCGUCUCUUUCUGGUCAAAUAAUGUCAUAACAGAGUAACGGUUUUAAAUAGAAUCUUGCUGAGCAAUUUAGUUAAAGUUAGUUAAACUGUCAACAAGUUUACAGCUAGCAACCUGAAUCAUACCAAGGUACCAGAUUAAUCUGGAUUAACUGCUCAGAUCUGAAGGUGACCUUAUCGCCCCCUUGAGUACUGAGGUUUGUAAUUGUCUGUUAAAUAUCUACAACAGGACUCCACACUGGCAAUGCACCAGCCAAGCAUUCAAGUCUGUGUUGCAUACUUACUUGCGUUUAGUGUGUUUCUGGCCAUUUUUGAAUGAAAAUCAGAUAUAUUUUUUUUUAUUCAUUUGGCAAGAAGGAACUAUGUACUAAUUAAAACAGACCUGUUGAAUCAAAUUAAAUCAAAAUCUGAACUGAAUCGCAAACUUUUCAAUCAAAUCAAAAUCAUUGACGAUACUCAACCUUAUCAAUGAAAUACAGUAUUUCAAAAGUGAGUGUACUGUUUAAUUUUAGUACCUGCAAUUCUUAGUGGCAGUUCGCAGUAUUUUUACAUCAUGGUUGCUUUCAAAUGUUGGCUAUCGCCCAAAACGGACACUUUUACCUCUAUGAAGUGUAGAACCAAAGGCAGGCCUGAUUGAGAUAAUCAUCUCUAGAAAUGUGUUAAUGAUGUGGUACGUCCAUGCAGCAUACGAUUUCUGCAAGAUUUGGGUUGCCAAUGGCAAUUAAAAAUACUGCAAGACAGCUUUGCAAAAAUGUCACCUGCCGCAAUCUGCCAUACUGAGCCGUACCAUGUUUUCUGUCUCGCGAUUGAGAGCGACAGAGGUAAAGCUAUAUGUAUACGCAAUACAUGUUUGUUUCUACACACAAUUUGCUUCGUAAAUUGAAAUGACCCAUUUUGACAGGGCCGUAAUUUCUCAAACAGUUAAAAGAACAGGGAAUUCCUUAACAGUCAUCUUAAUAGUACUGUAUCAAAAUGACGAACGAAUCAACUGCAAUCUUUUGUACAGACUUUUACUACUGUAUGUACUUCUGACCUGUGUAGUAAUGAUAACGUUGCCUUUGUACAAAAGAGAAUUUAUGAAAGAUGUCCACCUAGAGGAAGAUGCUAACAUGUUUAUACUCUGCACACAGGGACUGUAGAUAAUGUGUAAUUUGUACUCAGAAAAUCAGGCAUGUGUAAAGAUAUUUGGGUUUUUUCAGGGUGGGUGGGAAUUGAAAUUGGACACUGAUUGGAUGUAAUUUUGGGAGGUCUGUUGUAAUGUAUAGCCUGCCUUUUUAUUCUAAAGCUCUUGUAUACUGUCUGUGGUCUCUCUGCAAUGUUAUCUGGACUUUAAAUGCUUUUUUUCUGUGUUGAUAAAAGCAGUACAUGUAUAUGGGCCAAUGUUUUUUGUUUGUUUGUUUGUUUGUUUUUAUGAAACUAUGCAUAUAUAUAAAAGUUCUGCAUUGUCUAUAGCUUUAUUUAACUCAUGAAGCUAUACAUAACAUUAGUCUAUAAGUUAAAGUAGAUGUGGACUUACCCAGUAAAGCUUUUUUUCCUUGUUUGGAUGGAUCACAAUGUAUAUGUAGCUAUCAAAAAAGAAGUCUGUGAAUGCUAUUUUUAUUAUCAAAUAAAGUUUU